This is a messenger RNA of Trichobilharzia regenti, 4827 nucleotides long. The record is from the annotation of a GenBank genome assembly. Lineage: Eukaryota; Metazoa; Platyhelminthes; Trematoda; Strigeidida; Schistosomatidae.
CGCUGAUUCAAAAGUUGUGCUACUUGGAUCAAAUCAGCACCUCUAAUUGACUAGUGUUCUAUUUCUAUUUUAACACUAAGAUUCUGACAGUUAAAAUUGGCUUGCAAUUCAGCACUGACGUAAACAAAAAGAAAGAAACUUUCGUAUAACUAAGAAGAUUUACUCACUACCUAAUGGCUGCAAAUGCUACGGGUACACCCUAUGUGAAUACUAAUGCUCGACGAAAAAAUCGUAUGAAAGCUCCAUUCGGAGAUGAAGAUAUACCGAUUGUAUUUGCUCUGCCAGGUGGAAAUGAUCACUUUCAAAGACGAGCAUCACUUAACAGAAAAACUGCAUUUAUAUAUGAUGAACGUAUGUUAUUGCAUAAGAAUAUAUGGUUUCCUAAUUUUGUUGAAUGUCCUGAACGAUUGUCUACUGCUUUGGAUAAAUGUACAACGUAUGGAUUACUAUCGCGUUGUUUGAUUAUAAAUCCUGAACCAGCAACUGAUGAAAUGCUUUCACGUUUUCAUAGAAUUGAAUACAUUGAACAAAUUAAGCGUACUACAUCCAUGUCUGAGAAUGAGCUGAAAGAGCUGAGCGCUACCUUAGAUUCUGUUUAUUUGAAUGAACACACUGAUUUACCCGCAAGAUUAUCUGUUGGAUCAUGGAUACAAGCAGUGGAUUUAGUUCAUCGUGGAGAUGUUAGAAAUGCUUUCUGUUUAGUCAGACCACCAGGUCAUCAUGCAUUGGAGAAUGAAGCUUGUGGAUUUUGUAUAUUCAACAAUGUGGUGAUUGCAGCUCAAUAUGCUAUGGAUCAAUUGAAUUAUAAUCGUAUACUCAUAGUUGAUUGGGAUGUUCAUCACGGGAAUACUACUCAGUAUGCGUUCUACGAUAAUCCAAAAGUCCUAUUCAUCUCGAUUCAUCGUUAUGAUAAUGGUCAGUUUUGGCCUAAUCUACGUGAAUCGAAUUAUGAUUUCAUUGGUAGUGGUCGUGGUCGUGGUUAUAAUGUGAAUAUUUCAUUGAAUGAGAAAGAUGUCGGGGAUUCAGAUUAUCUGACUAUAUUUCAUCGUAUUAUACUUCCUUUAGCCUAUGAGUUCGAUCCUGAAUUAGUGCUUAUUUCUGCUGGAUAUGAUUCUGCAUUUGGUUGUCCCCUGGGUGAAUUGAAUCUUAGUCCUGCUGUAUAUGCUCAUUUAACGCAUAAGUUGAUGGUUCUUGCUGAAGGAAAAGUUAUUGUCGGUUUAGAAGGUGGUUAUUAUUUGGAUUCAUUAGGUGAAUCAGUUGGUCAUACUUUAUCCGCUUUACUUGGUGAUCCCAUGCCAUCUUUAGAACCAAUGAAACCAAUUAAUCCAAGUGUUCUACAGACAAUAUCGAAUUGUGUAUCUACGCUAAGUUUCCGAUGGAAAUCGUUACAUUUAUAUCCAGUGUCGAGUAUUAUUCCAUUCCCUGAUAUAAGUCAUUUAAAAUUGCAAAGUUGGUUCGAUAUAAAAGUACCAAAUUUUGAACCAACAGACAGAGGUCAUAAACCUGAAGCUAAAGCAAAAAUUGAUGCAAAAUUAGAACACUUAAAGUCGACACAUCCUGUAGCGUGUAAUACUAAAAUAUCUGGGACUUGUCUAGUUUAUGAUAGCAGAAUGGAAAAUCAUAAAAAUGAAGAAGAUCGUACUCAUCCUGAAAUGCCAAAUCGUAUAAGAUAUGCUUAUGAAAUGUUAGAUGAACUUGGUCUAUCACGUCGAUGUAAACGAAUUGAAGCACGUUAUGCUACUCAAGCUGAAUUAUUACGUGUUCAUACAGAAGAAUAUGUCAACAGGAUAGCAGCAACAGCAAGUGUGGAUCAAUCAACGCUGAAUGAUUUAGCCGCUGUAGAAGAUUCAAUUUAUUUCAAUCGCCAUACUUAUGAUAGUGCUCGUUUGGCAAGUGGUUCCGUCAUUGCUGUUGUGGAUGAAGUGUGUUCAGGUGGUAGUUUAAAUGGUGUGGCAGUCAUUCGUCCACCUGGUCAUCAUGCACUUAAAGAUGGUUGUAUGGGAUUUUGUUUUUUUAAUAAUAUUGCUGUCGGUGCUAGACAUGCACAACAAGUACAUGGAUUGGAAAGAAUUGCAAUUAUCGAUUGGGAUGUUCAUCAUGGAAAUGGUACAGCGAAGAUUUUCGAAGAUGAUCCAAACAUUUUAUACAUUUCAGUGCAUCGUUUUGAUAAUGGUCGAUUUUUUCCAAAUACUGAUUUCAGUUCAGCUCAAUUUUGUGGCCUAGAUGAAGGUUUAGGUCGUACAGUACAUGUGGCAUGGAAUGGGAGACAUGUUAAAGACGGGGAAUAUAUUAUUGUCUUUAAUAAUAUCAUCAUUCCAAUACUAUAUGAAUUUAGACCACAGUUAAUUUUAGUCUCUGCUGGCUUUGAUGCUGUUCGUGGUGAUAGACUAGGUGGAUUAGGCGUAUCUCCAGAAUGCUUUGGUCAUCUUACUCACUUGCUCAUGACUGUUGCUCAUUUAAAUCCAUCGGCGUAUACAUUGAAUCAACAAAAAGAAAGCCAAGAAGGUAGUAGUAUUAAUAGUAGUAUAACAACACCUUCAACCAAUGCAGUUAGACAAACACGUCAACGUAUACAUCAAGAGAAAUCAGCUUCUUAUUCUGGUGGUGUAAUUAUUGCCCUCGAAGGGGGAUAUCAGUUAUCGGGUACAGCUGAAUCACUAUGUCAUUGUGUUUCUGUUCUCCUUGGAGAUAGUUGUCCACGUCUGGCAGCUAAUCUAUCAGCUUCUGAAAAAGGCUGUAAAGCUAUUCGACAAGCAAUUGAAGUACAUGAAAAAUACUGGAAUAUGCUUAAAGGUUUUGAUCCUGUUGAUUAUUUUUGUGAUCCAGAUUCAAUUCGUCGUAUGGUGAGUUCUAGGCAUACACGACAAAAUCCACAGAAUAAUAUUUCUACAAAUGAAAAUGAUCUAAUCCUUCACUCACAGUUGGUGGACGAUUUAAGCCUGGAUGAUGGUGUUCUCACUACACCAACAUGUAAUGACUUUUCACAUCUUCGCAGCGCACCACUUUCUUUAGCUGUCAGUGAACAAGCUGGUGUUAGCGGUGGCAGUGGCGGUGGCGGUGUUGUCACUGGAUCAACAUCGAUAGCAUCAAAUAGUGGGGGUACAAUUAUCCGACCCGAUGUGAAUCCUCCACGUAGUGAAGUAUCUACAACACAUCAUACUGCAACUGUUGGUCAAAUGUUAUCUACUAGUGUAGCAGCACCUUCAUCGUCUGGUACACUUCAAGGUGCUGGUACGAUACCGUAUUUAAUUGAAGAAUUAUCAAAUUUAAGAGUUAGUUAUCCAGCAACUGAUACAAGUGACAGGUCAAGUUUAGCCUCAGAACUUGUUCAUACACCACAAAUACAACAUUAUCAACCAAAUAUUUCAGACGCAUUAAAUGUUGGCGGUUCAACAGCAAAUGCAGAAAGAAAUCCUAAUGAAACUCAACACCUACCACCACCACCACAACAACAACAACAGCCAACAACAUCAAACGGAUUUGCUGCAACGACAACUGUACAAGAUUUAAUGAAUUUAACUGAUAUCACUUCAGAGGAUAUUCAUGAAUUCUUUGGGCUACCUAGUACACAUCAACUACCAUCUCGUCUGUUUGCUGUCGCUCCGUUAAACUGGUGUCCACAUUUAACCUCUGUACAAAGUAAUCCUACCUGGCAACCAGAUAUUCACACGUUAUGCAGACGUUGUGAUAAUCUUAGCGAGAAUUGGGUCUGUUUAUCUUGUUAUGCGGUUUAUUGUGGUCGUUAUGCUAAUUCACAUAUGGUUGAACACUUUUCAUCAUCACGACAUCCUAUUGUCCUUAGUUAUGCUGAUCUAUCGUCAUGGUGUUAUGAAUGCGAAUCUUAUGUACAUAAUGAGGCAUUACUGGAAAUGAAGCGAGCAGCGCAUCGAGCAAAAUUUGGUGUGGAAAUGCCAGGCUCUUAAAUUGUUUCUUUUUUUCUCUCCCCGCCAAUCCCAUACUUUUUUUGGUGGUGCCUUCUUUUACACACCGAUGUGUGUAUAUGUGCGUGUUUGUGCUUGCUCGUGAGUGAGUGAGUGGUGACUGUGUAAAUCCGUGUUGUGAAUUACUGCAUUAUUGUUUAAACAAGACAAACUAUACACACUACACAGAGACUGUCUCAUUCUUAUUGUUAUUGUUACCAUGAAUGUUCUAAUCUUAUGGGUUUUUUCUCUUUUCUCCCGGCGGAUCUCUCUGUUGCUCUCUCCAGUCUUAUUAUUAUGAUGAUAAUUUCAGGUAUUUUAUGAUUCCCAGAUCUGUCUGCACUUAGGUAGGAAUAUUUCAAUCUUUUCAGUCUUCUAUUCAAUCCUUCGCUGUCACUGUCCCUCUUUCUCAUCACCAUCACCGACGGUAGGACCGUCAGAUCACAGGUCCAAUCUCCGCACUCAUCCCCCUCCCCUCUGAUUGAACUAUCAUAUACAUUCCACAUAUCAACCACUCACUCACAUACCCACACACGAUGUAUCCUGUUGUCAUUAUUGUUGCUCAUGUUUCUGUCGUCCUGUUUUUUCUAUUUUGUAACUUCAAUAGUCCGGGGGGAUGGGAUUGUAUGUUAUCGGUGAGCACACACACAGUGGUGUUUCAAUUUAUUAUCUACCAAAGUUCGUUUUUCUAGAAAAGAUUUAUUGUAAAAGAGCUUUAAAAAAAACAAAAAGAAACCCCUUUUUUCCGUGUGAAUUGAUAGAAAUCAAAAAGAUGAAUACUAUCUCUGAUUAAGUACAAAUUCUUUUCUUCUGUUUUCCCCUGUUGUUAUUGUUGUAGUUAAAAUUCUGUUCCGCGUUUUGUUUACCUUGUUUUUGUGUGCGUCUGUCUGUCUGUGUUUGUUGUGUG